Molecule: messenger RNA, 879 nt
Organism: Nicotiana tabacum (common tobacco)
Lineage: Eukaryota; Viridiplantae; Streptophyta; Magnoliopsida; Solanales; Solanaceae
Source: RefSeq, a predicted model, not a curated record
AUGCGCAACAGUCAUGCAAACUCCUAUAAUUGUCUUGCUAAAGAGGGUCUUCAAAAGGAAAAAGAAGAAGAUAAAGUACAUCAAUUCCUUAUGGGUCUAAAUGAGGUAUAUGUAGGGGUUAGAAGCAAUAUUUUGAUGAUGCAACCACUAACAUCCCUUGAUAAUGUGUAUAACAUCCUAUUACAAGAUGAAAAACAGAGACAAGUUGUCCCUAUCACUCAGUUCAACUCAGAAUCAGCCUCUUUUAAUGCAAAUUCCAACAAAAUUCUUCCUCAAUUUCUAUCUCAAAAACAUUAUGCACAGAGGGUAAAUUUUGAUCAGAACAUCCAGAAAACCAAUUUUGAUCAGAAUAAAGCCUCUUUGUCCUGCAAAUACUGCAAGAAGCCCGGCCAUACUAUUGAAAAAUGUUAUAAACUCCAUGGCUUUCCUCCAAACUUCAAGUUCACAAAGGGUAAAAGGAUUGGUACUGUUGCAAGUAUUGAAGGCCAGCCUUCUGGGACCUCUGAUUCUGCUGCACUGUAUUCCUCAUCUAGACAUGAGUCUUUAGUUCCUGGUCUCACCAAAGAACAAUACUCUCAGCUGCUUAAUUUGCUUCAGCAUUCUACACUAGGUGAAUCCAAUUCUCAGCAUGUCCUCAUGGGUUCUGCCAACUUUGCUGGUAAUACUUCUUCUUUGCCUUUGUGUCUAAAUGAUAGUUCUACUGUGCGUAUGUUAACUAGUGUAUCUAGAAGGGCCCAUUCUAUGAAGAAGCUUCUGGAACUUGGUAGAAUGGACCAAGGAUUAUACAAAUUCCAUCUUCCCUGUGCUGAACCUUCAUUGAAUGCAAAUAUACAUGUGAAUUCUAAUUUUGUUGCCCCUUCUAUCUCUUGUAGUGCUUAA